Molecule: messenger RNA, 733 nt
Organism: Galeopterus variegatus (Sunda flying lemur)
Lineage: Eukaryota; Metazoa; Chordata; Mammalia; Dermoptera; Cynocephalidae
Product: histone H2A.V
Exons: 4
Coding region: 151-459 (102 amino acids)
Cellular component (GO): nucleosome
Molecular function (GO): DNA binding; structural constituent of chromatin; protein heterodimerization activity
Source: RefSeq, a predicted model, not a curated record
AGCGCGCAUUGGCCGUGGCAGCGCGAGGCGGGCCCGGGGCAUUGUCCGGCUCCGGUGGCGGCGGCGGUCGGUGCUGCAAGAGCUGCGGCGGCGGCGCGGCGGCAGUGGGAGGGCGCGCGGCCGAGCGGAGGCAGAGUCGGCGCCGAUACCAUGUUUCCUGUGGGCCGCAUCCACAGACACUUGAAGACUCGCACCACAAGCCACGGAAGGGUGGGUGCCACUGCUGCCGUGUACAGUGCUGCAAUUCUGGAGUACCUCACUGCUGAGGUGCUGGAGCUGGCAGGUAAUGCUUCCAAGGAUCUCAAAGUAAAGCGUAUCACUCCACGUCACUUGCAGCUUGCAAUCCGUGGUGAUGAAGAGUUGGAUUCUCUUAUCAAGGCUACCAUAGCUGGCGGUGGUGUGAUCCCUCACAUCCACAAAUCUCUGAUUGGAAAGAAAGGACAGCAGAAAACUGCUUAGAGGGUUGUUUUAACCAACCCUCUUCCUCCCCGUCAUUGUACUGUAACUGAAACAGAAGAAAUAAUGGGGAUAUAUGAAAUUUUUAAAAACAGUUAAAUGGAAAAGCAUAGACAAUUACUGUAGACAUGAUAAAAGAAACAUUUGUACGUUCUUAGACUCGAAGUUUGAUAAAAGUACCUUUUCAUGUGGUGACAGUUGUGUGUUGAUUGGCUAGCCUUCCUCCCAUGUGUUUUAUACAAAAAUGGAAUUGAUAAACCAUUUUUUACAAAAUUAA